UAUCAUUAUUUUAUUAUAUUGUAAAAUUACCAUAACCGUGGUUCAGAGUUCAUACUAUUUUAACCACAAUAAGUAUUUUUAACCGUGGUAGAAACAACUAUACAUCAUACCUAUUUUAGUAACAUCCCUGUCGAUUUUAUUUGCAAAGUCAUUAUUCAGUACAUUUACAUGCAUAUUAGCAUAUUUAUUAUUUUGUAAAUUAUAACUUUAUAAGUAGAUAUUACCUAUAAAUUACUUAUUCGUGACUUACUGACUUCGUGAGCGUGAAGGCUUAACCUCACUAAUCCCAAUAAAAAUUAAAAAUCAUGUUCCGCUUCCACAAAUUCCGUCCAAGUAUUUUACAGAGUCAAGUUUUGCAUUUUCGUGGUAAAAAGGAUGUAAUURAAAAACAAGAUGAAUCCAAACAGCAAAAAUCAGAUUGCGUGUGUAUAUGCCCACCACCAGUUCAUUACAAAAUACUCACUAUGGAUGAUAUGCAAGUGCCAUAUGGUGAUUGGAAAGAACAAUAUCAAAAAAAGAACAGAAAAUACAAUUUAAUAUUCUUGUUUGGUUUGGCUUCAUUGAUUGGCUCUGUGACAGUUCUAACUAAAUCUACGUUUUUUAAUGCAUUUCCACCUCCUUAUCCCUUUGAUAAAGAAGAUAUAUUUGAAUGCGGUGAUGAUGAUGAAGACUGUGAGCUUGAAUUGCAAUGUGAAUGUGAAUGUUAACAUGAAAAUGUUGGCUAUAUCUAUUAAUUUUUUUAUUGCUAUCUAAAUAAACAUUUUAAUACUAAGAUUUAUUUUAU
Diuraphis noxia (Russian wheat aphid) is the source of this 784-nucleotide messenger RNA. RefSeq lists its product as uncharacterized. Lineage: Eukaryota; Metazoa; Arthropoda; Insecta; Hemiptera; Aphididae. The record is from RefSeq and is a predicted model, not a curated record.